AUGCUCAAGCUUGUGCUGACCUAUGCGCACAACAACCUCGCUCUCAAGUUCAUCAAGUUCAUCAAGUUCAUCAAGCUCAUCAAGCUCAUCAAGCUCAUCAAGCUCAUCAAGCUCAUCAAGCUCAUCAAGCAGCAGCUUUUCGUCGUCGAGUACGUCGUCGAACCCGUCUUCGAGCCCGUCUUCGAGCCCGUCUUCGAGCACCAGUUCCUCCUCUAUAAGCUCUACUUCAGCGUCAACUUCUCUAUCUGGAAGCUCCUCUAG
This is a messenger RNA of Lasiodiplodia theobromae, 261 nucleotides long. Its product is annotated as Potassium/sodium hyperpolarizationactivated cyclic nucleotidegated channel. The coding region runs from base 1 to 261 and encodes 86 amino acids. NCBI's taxonomy places the organism in Eukaryota, Fungi, Ascomycota, Dothideomycetes, Botryosphaeriales, Botryosphaeriaceae. The record is from RefSeq and is a predicted model, not a curated record. The transcript has 2 exons.